Messenger RNA from Lathyrus oleraceus (garden pea), 2457 nucleotides. RefSeq lists its product as uncharacterized. Gene Ontology annotation, molecular function: DNA helicase activity. The transcript is spliced from 7 exons. Bases 1 to 2457 code for a protein of 818 amino acids. Lineage: Eukaryota; Viridiplantae; Streptophyta; Magnoliopsida; Fabales; Fabaceae. Gene Ontology annotation, biological process: DNA repair; telomere maintenance. The record is from RefSeq and is a predicted model, not a curated record.
AUGGUAGAUGAAGAAUUACAUUUUAAAACUGUUUUGAGGAGGAAGAAUGCUGCAAAUGAAGAGUUGUAUAAUUUGGUUAAAACUCACAUGAUUCAUGGCCCGUGUGGAUUUGCAAAUCGAUCUUCACCGUGCAUGAAAGAUGGAAAAUGUUCUAAAUAUUUUCCAAAACAGUUUCAGCCCGAAACAAUUGUUAAUCAAGAUGGGUUUCCGGUAUAUAGAAGAAGGGACAAUGGACAUACAGUUCUUAAGAAUGGAAUUCAAGUCGAUAACCGGAAUGUUGUUCCAUACAAUGCAAAGUUGUUGACAAAGUACCAAGCUCAUAUAAACAUGGAAUGGUGCAAUCAAAGUACAUCGAUUAAGUACUUAUUCAAGUACAUCAACAAAGGUUACGACAGAAUCACCGCUGCCAUUGUACCGAAUGAUGAUGGAACUUCCAACCAGCCGCAGAAUAUUGAUGAGAUCAAACAGUAUAUUGAUUGUAGGUACGUUUCUCCGAGUGAAGCAUCUUGGAGGAUAUUCUCCUUUCCAAUCCAUGGUAGAAAACCAGCUGUUGAGAGACUGUACUUUCAUUGUGAAGGUCAAAAUUCGGUAUAUUACACUGAUUUUGAUCGUAUCAAUACAGUUUUGGAAAAACCAAGUGUAACUGAAUCGAUGUUUACAUCAUGGUUCGAAGCAAAUUGCAAAAAAAAAGAGAAUGAACCCCGUCAAAAAGGAUACACAAUUGGUAGGCUUAUAUGGGUUCCUCCAACAACUGGAGAAUUGUACUAUCUUAGAUUGAUGCUCACACAUGUCAAAGGCCCCCGCAGUUAUAAUGAUAUAAAAACAGUGAAUAACGUAAAAUAUGAUACUUCCCGGGAUGCCUGUUUUGCUAUGGGUUUUAUCGGCAAUGAUAGAGAAUUCAUUGCAGCUAUUAAAGAGGCAAAUCAUUGGGGUUCAGGUUUGAGGUUGUCGGAUGAAGAGAUAAUGAAUUUAACAUUAAUUGAGAUUGAACGAAAUCUUCAAAGGAAGAGCCGAAGUCUAAAGGAAUUUGCUGGAAUGCCUUAUCCAAGUGGAUAUGUGGUUGAGCAGUUGGGAAAUAAGCUCAUAUACGAAGAGCGGAGUUACAAUCCAGCCGAACAAUUGCAAGAAUACAAUAAUUUGCUCUUAAAUCUUACAGAUGAGCAAAAAGGUGUAUUCAAGCGAAUAAUGGAAGCAUUAAACAAUCAACAUGGAGGCGUAUUUUUUUUGUAUGGAUACGGUGGCACAGGGAAAACCUACAUGUGGAGAACUCUAGCUUCCUACAUAAGAUCAAAGAAACAAAUUUGUUUAACUGUUGCUUCAUCGGGCAUAGCUUCACUACUACUUCCAGGAGGUCGAAUGACUCAUUCAAUGUUCAAGAUUCCAAUACCUACAAUGGAGUCUUCUACAUGUAAUAUCGACAAAGGUAGUGAUCGUGCAGAGCUACUAAAAAUGGCAAAGUUGAUAAUUUGGGAUGAAGCUCCAAUGGCACACAAAUUUUGUUUUGAAGCGUUUGAUAAAACCCUUAAAGACAUAAUGGGGCGUUCCAAUUGUUCUGACAAAUUAUUCGGAGGGAAAGUAAUUGUAUUUGAUGGAGAUUUUCGGCAAAUAUUACCAGUUGUACCAAGGGGCAGCCGUUCAGAUAUAAUACAUUCUACAAUAAAUUCAUCAUACAUCUGGGAUCAUUGUGUUGUGCUGAAGCUUACAAAGAACAUGCGACUCCAACAAGCCGGCAAUACUUCAAAAGCCAUUGUUAGUGAAACAUAUCCGAAUUUUCUUAACAAUUAUAAGAAUCCAGAAUUUUUGCAAUCAAGAGCUAUAUUGGCAGGAAUAAUUGAAACGGUUGACAUCAUAAAUCAAUACGUUUUGGAAUUCAUACCAGGUGAAGAAAAGGAAUAUUUAAGUUCAGAUUCUGUAGACACUUUUGACGGUGAAGGAAAUGAAGCUUUUGAUGUUUUGACCCCGAAAUUUUUGAAUACACUUACAACUUCCGGUCUACCUAACCACAAGAUUAAAUUGAAGAUUGGGACCCCUAUUAUGUUGCUUCGAAACAUUGAUCAACCUGAAGGUCUCUGCAAUGGAACAAGGCUUAUAGUUACAAGAUUGGCAAACCACGUUAUCGAGGCAAAGAUUAUAUCUAGAAAGAAUAUUGGAGGGGUUAUCUAUAUUCCAAGAAUGGAUAUGACUCCAACACAAUCUCCGUGGCCAUUCAAAAUGACUAGAAGGCAAUUCCCCAUAACUAUAUGUUAUGCUAUGACAAUUAACAAAUCUCAAGGUCAGUCAUUGGAUUAUGUUGGAUUGUAUUUGCCUAGAAGUGUAUUUAGUCAUGGUCAACUAUAUGUUGCAAUAUCAAGGGUCAAAAGCAAAAAAGGGCUUAAGAUAUUAAUCCAUGACAAGGAUAACCAUCCAUUGAAUUCUACAACAAACGUCGUGUUCAAAGAAGUUUUUGAAAACUUAUAG